CAGCAGUUGGCCCAAAGGAGCGGCGCGCGUCUCUCAAAUCGGACGCAUGGAAGCCAUAAAUACUGAAAAACUAUUGUAAAUCCUUCAAAAGUUGUGCAAAGUGCUUAAUUCAAAGUGUGUUCAUUCAUAUUUCUUUAAUUGCCAGUCGAUUCAGCGAGGCCAGCAUGUGACGAGCCGUGGGAAAAUGCAAUUUCCACCAGCACAGCGCUAAACGGGCCGGAAAAGCGGAGAAGCGGAAAAGCGGGAAAGCGGUAAAGCUAGGGACUGCAGGUGGGCGAGGAGCAGAGAAGAGCAGUGAAGAGCCGUAGGUAGAGCGCAGAUUUCGCUUUUUCUGGCCCCGGACUGAGUGCAGAUCCAGAGUUCGGCUGGCUAAGCUCGUGCCGCGAUCGGCGUACACUGCCACGCCUCCAGGCACCACGCCCCCGCCCCUGUCACGCCCCCCGCACCGCAAGAUGGACCGCAGCGGGAGCUCCGAUUUCGGAGGAGCAGCUGCCACGACGGGCCGCUCGAAUCCCGCGCCCUGGAGCGACGACAAGGAGUCGCCCAACAACGAGGACGACUCCAACGAGGACGAUGGCGACCACUCAACGCCCGCCAAGGUCACCGAUCCACUGGCCCCCAAGUUGGCCAACAACGAGCGCAUUUUGGUGGUGUCCGUGACGGAGCGAACUCGGGAGACCUGGGGACAGAAGGCGGAGUUCCUCCUGGCCGUAAUUGGGUUCGCGGUGGAUCUGGGCAACGUGUGGCGCUUCCCGUACAUUUGCUAUCAGAACGGAGGCGGCGCCUUCCUGGUUCCCUACUGCCUCUUCCUCAUCUUCGGCGGACUGCCCCUCUUCUACAUGGAGUUGGCGCUGGGCCAGUUCCACCGAUGUGGCUGCCUCAGCAUUUGGAAGCGCAUCUGUCCGGCCCUAAAAGGCGUGGGCUAUGCGAUCUGCCUCAUCGACAUAUAUAUGGGCAUGUACUACAACACCAUCAUUGGGUGGGCGGUGUACUACCUCUUCGCCUCGUUCACCUCCAAGUUGCCGUGGACGUCGUGCGACAAUCCCUGGAACACGGAGAACUGCAUGCAGGUGACCAGUGAGAACUUCACGGAACUGGCCACCUCGCCAGCCAAGGAGUUCUUCGAGCGGAAAGUUCUCGAGAGCUACAAGGGCAAUGGGCUGGACUUCAUGGGUCCGGUGAAGCCGACGCUGGCACUCUGCGUCUUCGGCGUCUUUGUGCUGGUGUACUUCUCCCUGUGGAAGGGAGUGCGCAGUGCCGGGAAAGUGGUGUGGGUCACCGCCUUGGCUCCCUACGUGGUGCUAAUCAUCCUGCUGGUCAGAGGAGUUUCCCUGCCCGGCGCGGAUGAGGGCAUCAAGUACUACCUAACCCCCGAGUGGCACAAGCUGAAGAACUCCAAGGUCUGGAUCGACGCCGCAUCGCAGAUAUUCUUCUCCCUGGGCCCCGGAUUCGGAACCCUGCUGGCCCUGUCCAGCUACAACAAGUUCAACAACAACUGCUAUCGGGAUGCCCUCAUCACCAGCAGCAUCAACUGCCUGACCAGUUUCCUGGCCGGCUUUGUCAUCUUCUCCGUUCUGGGGUACAUGGCCUACGUCCAAAAGACCUCCAUCGACAAGGUGGGCCUGGAGGGUCCGGGGCUGGUGUUCAUCGUCUAUCCGGAGGCCAUAGCCACGAUGAGUGGCUCGGUGUUCUGGAGCAUCAUCUUCUUCCUGAUGCUGAUUACCCUGGGACUGGACAGCACCUUCGGCGGAUUGGAGGCGAUGAUAACAGCGCUCUGCGACGAGUAUCCGCGGGUGAUUGGCAGGCGGCGGGAGCUGUUCGUCCUGCUGCUCCUGGCCUUCAUCUUCCUGUGCGCCCUGCCCACGAUGACCUACGGCGGCGUGGUGCUGGUCAACUUCCUGAAUGUCUACGGACCGGGAUUGGCCAUUCUUUUUGUGGUCUUCGUGGAGGCAGCCGGAGUCUUCUGGUUCUACGGAGUGGACCGCUUCAGCUCGGAUGUGGAACAGAUGCUGGGCAGCAAGCCAGGCCUGUUCUGGCGGAUCUGCUGGACGUACAUUAGUCCUGUGUUCCUGCUGACCAUAUUCAUUUUCUCCAUCAUGGGCUACAAGGAGAUGCUCGGCGAGGAGUACUACUACCCGGACUGGAGCUACCAGGUGGGCUGGGCGGUCACCUGCUCGUCGGUGCUCUGCAUCCCCAUGUACAUCAUCUACAAGUUCUGCUUCGCGUCGAAGGGCGGAUGCCGCCAGAGGCUGCAGGAGUCCUUCCAGCCGGAGGAUAGCUGCGGAUCGGUGGUGCCGGGCCAGCAGGGCACCUCGGUGUGAC
Molecule: messenger RNA, 2322 nt
Organism: Drosophila teissieri
Lineage: Eukaryota; Metazoa; Arthropoda; Insecta; Diptera; Drosophilidae
Product: sodium-dependent serotonin transporter
Exons: 8
Coding region: 453-2321 (622 amino acids)
Biological process (GO): sodium ion transmembrane transport; serotonin uptake
Cellular component (GO): neuron projection; membrane
Molecular function (GO): serotonin:sodium:chloride symporter activity; serotonin binding
Source: RefSeq, a predicted model, not a curated record